Molecule: messenger RNA, 1512 nt
Organism: Trichosporon asahii var. asahii CBS 2479
Lineage: Eukaryota; Fungi; Basidiomycota; Tremellomycetes; Trichosporonales; Trichosporonaceae
Exons: 1
Coding region: 1-1512 (503 amino acids)
Source: RefSeq, a predicted model, not a curated record
AUGUCGUUUGAUCCCACCGGCCGGUACAAGGGGAACAAUUUUGACCCCAACUAUGCCGCCAAGAGAAAAGCAAAAAUGGAGCAGCAGCAACAGUAUCCGCAGCGAUUCCGGAAGGAUAACUACGAUCAACGCCCGCGCGACAAUGGUUACAACUCGCGUAACGAACGCGAUGGACGCGGUUGGCAGGGACCUUCGUCGCUAGACUACGGCGACAGCGGAACAAACAGCUACAGCACUCCCCGUCGUGACACGCAGUGGGAUAAUCACGGGAAUCGCGCGCCGGCUUCCUCUCACCGUCCCCACAACACGACCUCCUCCGGACCUCAGAACCCUACUCGCCAACAAAAGUCGCCCGCCUCUGCGACGCCUCGAACCUUGGGAGACACUCACAUCGACUCUUGCUCCACCGACAAGCGAGGCUUGGAUGCUGCCCUGAAAGAUCUAAAUGAUCUUGUAGGACUCGAGCCUGCAGCGUUGGCUGCAAACGGCACCGCUGGAGCCGGUGCAGCCACUGGCCCCGGUGAGUUGAGUUCUCUCGAGAAGUUGAAACUCUUCAAAGCGCAGGUGGAGGCUAGCCGCGCCGCUCGGAGUACUGAUGCUUCCUCGACAGCCAUCACGCAAGUCGCCGAGUCCUUUUUGCAGCGGGAGACUUCGUCUAAUGGUGCUGAGCCUAAGACCACGCCAACGAACGAUAAAGCUCAGGCUUUGAAGGCAAAGCUGAAGGCCUUGAAACAGCAGAAAGGAGGUUCAGUGAAGGACAAUUCCCAAUCCAAGGGACAAGAAAGCGCAUCAAAAGCUCAGGCUUCAUCCCCGCAGGUUGCUGUCGCCCAGUCAACGACUCAGUCGGUAGCCGAGUCGGGCAGAUCGACAACCCAAUCGUAUGCCGAUGUUGCGCGCGAUCACCCGAGGAGACGAUCCGCGUCGCCCAGAGGACGAGCCGCGUCGCCCACUCGGUAUUCUCGCACGGAAGCCCCUUACCGUCGAGCCAAUAAAGAGUAUGCUGACCAGCCUCCGGAAUACUCGGGACCUCGAAACCGCCGAGACGAAGUGGUGAGAUACGAUCGAUCCAACACCGAGACCCCGAGGCCGACUCGUGCGACUGUAAUCCCUCAUACGCCCAUGCCCGUUUCAUCAACGUCUAUCAACUUGGUGGUGAAAACCCUUGAAGUCAUCAAGGCUCAGGUCGAGCAGCUGGAGGUGUUGAUUCAGCCCAUCUUGGACUCGCAGGCUGCUGGCGACAGCUCUCCGGCGGUUCGACAACUGGCACCCGCCACAGAGAUGCCCCCACCUCCGGCCCCAACGCAUCAACGCAGGUCUUCCUUUGACUCCUACGAGCAAAGCAUGUAUAAGCGGCGUUCGACCUAUUACGACGAUGAUGACGGAGGCUAUAAUCGCAGUACUCCGACUAGAGGAGGGUACCAGAAGAGCCGAGGCGGGGCAGGCGGGGGAAGAGGAGGAUACAACCACCGCAAGUACGACUAUGAGGGGCGUGAUGGGUACAAGCGAUAUUAG